AUGGAUGAAGUGGAGAACGAAAGAAUCGGGAGCCGGAGAAGUGAUCGGAGCAUCGAGUUUGUGUUUUCCGGCGGUAGAAGUUCGAGAAGACUAAGCCAUUCCGAGGAGGACGAAGAAGCCCUGCGGUGGGCGGUCAUAGAGAAACUUCCGACCUACGACCGUCUCCGAACCAGCAUCUUCAAAUCUUUCACCGGAAACGAUGAAAUCGGACAAACGCACAAACAGAUCGACGUCCGGAGGCUGGACAUGGACGAUCGCCGGCAGUUCAUCGACACGGUUUUCAAGGUCGCGGAGGAAGACAACGAGAAGUUCUUGAGGAAACUCAGAGAUAGAAUCGAUAGGGUUGGAAUUAAGCUGGCGAGUGUUGAAGUGAGAUUCGAAGAGUUAUCGGUGGAAGCAGAAUGCCAUAUCGGAAACAGAGCUCUUCCGAGUCUUCCGAAUGUGGCUCGGAAUGUAGCAGAAUCCAUUCUGAAUUUGGAUGACUUUACUGCUGGGUCCCCCAUCAUCAGGCAAAACGACCUUACUUUUGGCGCUGGCUGGAAGAUUGGACCCAAACUUGAAG
This is a messenger RNA of Momordica charantia (bitter melon), 562 nucleotides long. Lineage: Eukaryota; Viridiplantae; Streptophyta; Magnoliopsida; Cucurbitales; Cucurbitaceae. The record is from RefSeq and is a predicted model, not a curated record.